AUGGACCAAGACUACGAGAUGGAUGGUUUUGUGUCAGACAAGGAGUUCAUGGCUAACAUAGUUGGAAAGAUGAUGUUUGUCUCUGGAGAAACCGCAGAACCCUCCGUAGAGACCACCACUUUGAUUGAAGAGAUUGUUCGCCAACAAGUCAUCGCAAUGCUUACUCGAAGCACAAUUCUUGCUACUCGUCGUGGUGUUCGAUCUAUAUCCACAGAUGAUCUCUUCUUCCUCAUACGCCACGAUAAAGCAAAGGUUUCGCGAUUAAAAACUUUCCUCUCCUGGAAAGACGUCCGCAAGAACGUGAAGGAUUCCGAUGACAAGGGAGGCGCUGACGCUGGUGAUUUCGGUGCUGGAGAUGACCCGCUUGCUGGUGCUGCUCAAGAUGUUGCCGCUAAACCAAAGACUAAACGCGCCAAAAUUGGACUUCCCUGGGAUCUCAACAGUCUUUAUUCUGUUCAGGUGCCUGAACGCGAGGAUGAGGAAGAUGAGGAGGAAGAGGAACAGAAUUAUGCAACUCUUCAGCGUCUUGCCAAUGCCGAUGAACGUACUAAGAAUAUGACGCGUGAAGAGUACGUUUUUUGGUCCGAUUGCCGACAGGCAUCCUUCACAUUCCGUAAAGCGAAGCGUUUUCGCGAAUGGGCUGGCUUUGGCGUUGUGACAGACUUCAAACCAAAUGACGAUAUCGUUGAUAUUCUUGGAUUUCUCACUUUUGAAAUUGUUCAAACUAUUACGGAAGAAGCGCUGAAAGUUAAGGAGCAGGAAGACCGUGGCAAAAAAGGCCGUGGAGGUGCCGAAGACGGAGGAGAGAAGAGCAAGAAACGCAAGCGGGAAACAGGACUUUUUGAUCCUCCAGAGGAAGGUAGAACACCUAUCGAGCCGAGACAUGUCCACGAAGCAUUUCGCAAGCUCCAAGCUACCUCCAAUAAAUCCUCCGCUAUGUUAUUACAUGGUGGACGUGCCCCUGUUCGCACAUCGCUGAUACUUAUCUAA
This is a messenger RNA of Ophidiomyces ophidiicola, 990 nucleotides long. RefSeq lists its product as uncharacterized. Bases 1 to 990 code for a protein of 329 amino acids. Gene Ontology annotation, molecular function: transcription coregulator activity; protein heterodimerization activity. Gene Ontology annotation, biological process: transcription by RNA polymerase II. NCBI's taxonomy places the organism in Eukaryota, Fungi, Ascomycota, Eurotiomycetes, Onygenales, Onygenaceae. The record is from RefSeq and is a predicted model, not a curated record. The transcript is spliced from 3 exons. Gene Ontology annotation, cellular component: SAGA complex.